Molecule: messenger RNA, 494 nt
Organism: Sinocyclocheilus anshuiensis
Lineage: Eukaryota; Metazoa; Chordata; Actinopteri; Cypriniformes; Cyprinidae
Product: C2 domain-containing protein 3-like
Exons: 3
Biological process (GO): centriole elongation; cilium assembly; protein localization to centrosome
Cellular component (GO): microtubule organizing center; centriole; centriolar satellite
Source: RefSeq, a predicted model, not a curated record
CUCGAUGUGAGGAAUGAAGAAUAAAAAGGCGAAACCUUCAAAGGGUGUAAGCAACAGAAAAAGAGUGCUCAGUGAUGUUUCUCCAUCCACCAGUAUUCCUCCUCUGGUGGAGGGUCAGCUGAGAUGCUUUCUGAGGGUGACAGUGAGUAAAGUGCUGUGGGUCAUCACCAGACCUCCUCCUGUGACUCUGAUCAGGCUCAGAUGGUGGGGAGAGUCUUCCACUGGCACCUUCUUCAGGCCUAGAGAUGGACAUGCUGGACAGAAGAGGGUAAAAUCAACAGCCCGCUUUCCAGUUCGAUGUGGACCAAAACAGCUGGCGUCUUAUUUGACAGACAUGGGCUCAUUGGUGCUGGAUGUGCUUACAAAGGUCGAUCAUUUGCCUAUAGCUCGAGCUCAAAUCCCUGGGAUUGCCCGGCUGUCUUUGUCUCACUCCAUAAAUGGAUACUUCACUCUUGUUUCCCCGUCAUCAGAAAAACUCGGAGAGCUUCAGGUGG